Molecule: messenger RNA, 3824 nt
Organism: Ricinus communis (castor bean)
Lineage: Eukaryota; Viridiplantae; Streptophyta; Magnoliopsida; Malpighiales; Euphorbiaceae
Product: LRR receptor-like serine/threonine-protein kinase RPK2
Exons: 1
Coding region: 334-3633 (1099 amino acids)
Biological process (GO): protein phosphorylation
Cellular component (GO): plasma membrane
Molecular function (GO): protein kinase activity; protein binding; ATP binding
Source: RefSeq, a predicted model, not a curated record
UUUACAAUUCUUCGGUUCCUCUCGUAUCCUUGACGUUUCAUUGUCAUUUUCCCUUUUCUUUUUGUGGGAAAAAGAAAUUCUUUUGAAACACUUUCUUUCUCUACUUCGGCUCAUUUCACCAACUAUCACGCCUACUGCUACUGCUACUGCUACUGCCGGUGCUGCUGCUGCUGCUACCUCCAUGGAAGAAGACCAUAGCUUCUUCUUGCUUCUCUUCUUGUAAGUCUUGGGAAGUGAGGCUUUUUGUAGCUUCUCUUUCUUUUUCUUUCUCUCUUUCUCUCUUUCUUUCCCUCAUUCGCUCAGUUACCAUUUCCAAUUAUUUUACAGAAAAAAAUGUCACUGAAUUUCCCUAUUUUGAUUAUUAUAGUUCUAGUUGUGCUGAGUUGGGUUGGUUUGGGUGAUGAUAAGCAGGCAUUACUAGAAUUUAAAUCUGCCAUCAGUAGUGACCCCUUAGGGCUCACUGCCAAUUGGAAUCCUAAUGAUCCGGACCCUUGUUCUUGGUACGGCGUCACUUGUAACCCUAUUUCUCAUCGAGUUACAGUUCUCAAUCUUUCAGCUAAUAAUAACUCUACGUGUCCUCUGGUUUCUCUUUCUUCAAAUCCAAUAAAUGGUGUAGUAAGCAACUUCACUGUGCUCUUUCCUUGCGUAGGUUUAAAUAGUAAUAAUAGUGUAUCACCAAAAUUAGCUGGCAAUUUGUCACCUUCAAUUGGCCAGCUUUCUGAGCUUACAGUAUUAUCUCUUGGGUUUAAUUUGUUCUCUGGAGACUUACCUCUGGAGAUUGGCCAGCUUUUCUUUCUAGAGGUUCUUGACUUGGGUUUUAAUGCUUUUCACGGUACUAUACCAUCCACUAUACAGAAUUGCACUUCGUUGCGUGUUAUUAAUCUCUCUGGGAAUAGACUCAACGGUACAAUUCCUGAAAUUUUCUCUCAAUUUAAAGGUUUGCAAAUUCUUAUGCUUUCUUUUAAUUUGUUGAGUGGCCCUAUUCCGGAUUAUUUGGGUGAUCAUUGUGGUAGCCUUGAGCAUCUUUUUCUUGAUGGGAAUUCAAUUUCGGGUUUGAUUCCUAGUAAUUUAGGGAAUUGUACAAGACUUCGAUCUUUGAUAUUGUCUUCAAAUUUGCUACAAGAUGAUAUUCCUUCAACAUUUGGGGCAUUAGAAAAUCUUCAAGUGCUUGACUUGUCCAGAAACUUUUUAAGUGGGAUAAUACCGCCUGAGUUGGGCUACUGUAAGCAGUUAAAGCUGCUUGUACUAAAGAAUAACUAUGGUCCACUGUGGUCAACAGAUUUUUCGAGCUCAGCCAUUGAGGAAGAGGAGCGUGGGGAGGGGGAAUUUAACUAUUUUGAUGGAAAAUUGCCUGAUAGUGUCACAAGGCUACCUAAUCUUCGCAUGCUAUGGGCGCCAAACUUGAAUUUUGAUGGUUGUUUUCCGCAGUAUUGGGGGUCAUGUUCUAACAUGGAGAUGCUGAAUUUGGCAGGAAAUUACUUCACUGGGGAAAUUCCCGAGUCCCUUGCUGAUUGUGAGAACUUGUACUUUCUUGAUUUAAGUUCCAAUAACUUGACUGGGUUGCUUCCUCAAGCACUUCCUGUUCCAUGUAUGGUUGUUUUUAAUGUUAGUCAGAACUCUUUUACUGGGGAUAUCCCGAGAUUUUCAAAAGAUGGUUGUUCCAAGAUGUCUGUUAAUAUGUCCAGCUCAUAUGGUGAUGUUUUUGGUUUCUUCUCUUCUUUCUUUUAUAAACAUACUAUUAUGGGCAUCGCAUCUUUCUCGUCGAAUUCUGGUGGUUUGGCUGUGUUGCAUGAUUUGAGCAAGAACUAUUUCACUGGACAAGUUCCAUCCCUGUUGAUUGCACCAGAAAGUUUUCCUCAUAUGCCUUUAUAUGGUUUUUGGGUGGAUGGGAAUAACCUUGAUGGAAACUUUUCAUCUUACUCCUUUAAUCUGUGUCUUAGUCUGGAUGGCCUGAUAUUUGAUGUUGGUAACAAUAGAAUUGUUGGUCAACUUCCUUUAGCUGUUGGAAGCAGUUGUAAAUGCAUAAAAUAUCUCAGCUUGGAAAGGAAUAAUAUAAUUGGUUCAAUUCCUUAUACUUUUGCUUAUUUAGAUUCCCUAGUUUUUCUCAACCUAAGUAGAAACAGAUUGCAAGGUUCAAUUCCUUCAUACAUUGUUCAGAUGAAAGAAUUGCGGCAUUUAUCCCUCUCCAGCAAUAACUUUACUGGUGCAAUACCUUCUGAGUUAGCUCAACUGCCUGCAUUAGAGGUGUUGGAACUUUCUUCCAAUUCUCUUUCAGGAGAGAUACCACCUGAUUUUGUGAAACUUCAACAUCUGAAUGUUCUGCGCUUAGAUCAUAACCACUUCUCUGGAAAGAUACCAUCAAGUUUUGGUAAUAAAACUUCACUCUCAGUAUUUGAUGUGUCUUUCAACAACUUGUCUGGAUCUGUCCCUUUGAAUUCAAGUUUAAUUACAUGUGAGAAGGUGCAAGGAAAUCCUAACCUUCAGCCAUGUCCAUCAAUCUCUCAAUGGGAGCAAGAGCAUUCUGGUUAUGUUUCCCAACAAGGAGCCAACCCUCCCAGUGCAAGCAUGCAGAGAAAUGAUGGUGCCUUUAGUCCAAUUGUAAUUGCCUCCAUUACAUCAGCCUCUGUCAUUUUCUCUGUUCUAGUAGCCUUAGUUCUCUUCCUUGGAUGCACGAAGAAGUAUGUUUGUAACUCCACAUCUGGCCGAGGGUCUGGCAGGAAAGAAGUUGUAACAUGCAAUGACAUUGGCAUACAGUUGACGUAUGAAAAUGUUGUUAGGGCUACUGGUGGAUUCAGUAUUCAGAAUUGUAUCGGUAGUGGAGGGUUUGGAGCCACAUACAAGGCUGAGAUUGUUCCUGGAGUUGUGGUGGCAGUAAAGCGGCUCUCAGUUGGUAGAUUUCAAGGUGUUCAGCAGUUUGAGGCAGAGAUCAGAACUCUAGGAAGGGUGCAACAUUUGAACCUUGUAAAGCUGAUAGGCUACCAUGUAAGUGAGUCAGAAAUGUUCCUCAUCUACAACUACUUGCCUGGUGGCAAUCUAGAAAGAUUCAUUCAGGAGCGGUCAAGGAGGGCUGUGGAAUGGAACAUGCUUCACAAGAUUGCUCUUGAUAUUGCACGUGCCCUUGCUUAUUUACAUGAUGAGUGUGUUCCUCGAGUGUUACACCGUGAUAUUAAACCAAGCAAUAUAUUGCUGGAUAACAACUUUAAUGCAUAUCUUUCUGAUUUUGGCCUUGCACGACUCUUGGGUACUUCUGAGACACAUGCCACAACUGAUGUUGCUGGGACGUUUGGAUAUGUUGCUCCUGAAUAUGCUAUGACAUGUCGUGUUUCUGAUAAGGCAGAUGUGUAUAGCUAUGGAGUUGUUCUUCUAGAAUUGAUAUCUGACAAAAAGGCUCUGGACCCCUCCUUCUCUUCCUUUGGAAAUGGUUUCAACAUUGUGGCUUGGGCGAGCAUGCUUUUAAGGCAGGGUCAGGCCAGUGAGUUUUUCACGGCUGGCCUAUGGGAUUCUGGGCCCCAUGAUGAUCUAGUUGAGGUACUGCACUUGGGCAUUAUGUGUACAGGUGAAUCGCUUUCAUCCAGACCAUCUAUGAGGCAAGUGGCCCAACGGUUGAAGCGGAUUCAGCCUGCAACAUCUUAACUGAAGCUUUUGACAAUAUACGUUUUGUAAGUUAACACUAAUGAUUGUAUUUUUCCAUUUGUCUUAUUAUUCAUUCUGCAUUACAUUUUUUGUAAAGGAGCCACCAGAUUUAUCCCUGUACAAUAUUAUAGUCAAUAGCUCCUUCAAACCAUAAAACUCUGAUAACUUUUGGAAAUUAUCUUUUUAGUUUA